Messenger RNA from Klebsormidium nitens, 4226 nucleotides. The record is from the annotation of a GenBank genome assembly. Lineage: Eukaryota; Viridiplantae; Streptophyta; Klebsormidiophyceae; Klebsormidiales; Klebsormidiaceae.
AGCUGCAGGAAAGUGAGCUGCAAACAGCUGCAAACUGGGAUCUUCUUGGUCCUUCUCGCUGGCGUCUGGCAAAGUGCUGUCACUUCUUCCAGAAGUGGUCGAGCUGUCUUUUGCGAUUCUUGAUGCAUGGGUGAUCAGGGUUAAGAAACAUAGACGAUUGUGAGAAACGCUUGCAGAUAUGGAGGACUCCGCCAACGUUGCAUUGGCCGACAGCGCUCCGGAGGCUGAAGAGUCCAGGUUGCCUUCCUUUGUGGAAGAAACAGAGCAGCUGAGCCAGCUGAUUGGUCGGAUCACACUUGCAAAUGGCGCCACUGACGUGUCAAACUACCUGGAGGUUGAGAGGAUUUUCGAGAAGUACCAGGAGCAGCCUCAGCUAUUAGACCCCCACUUGGAGGGGAUUGUGGUUCCCAUCAUGCUGGUCAUCAGGGCCAGGGCGGCGCAGGCUCCUGUGGACACAGCAAUCGUGAAGAACCUCUGCCGGCUUAUUCACACCCUGUCCACAAUCAGGGGGCCAAAGACGGUGGUCAAGCUGUUCCCCCACCAGGCAUCCGACUUGGAGCCUACGGUCGCCCUGUUAGAACUGAUACACCAGGAGAAAGCCCCCUUGAGCAUUCUUAAGGAAGAGAGCACCGGCGAAUGGGAGUCUCGGUGCACGCUCCUCCUGUGGCUCUCCAUGCUAGUUCUCCUCCCAUUUGACCUGGCGAGCAUUGACACCGCGCUGGGGGAGGGGGCGGAAAGCACUGCCGAAGGGCCCCCCCUGGUGAAGAAGAUGGUGGAUAUCUGCAAGGAGUAUCUAAGCAGCCCAGGCUCUGUCCGAGACGUGGCCUCCGUGCUGCUGGCCCGCCUGCUGACACGUGUCGACAUGCGGGCGCCCUUCCGAAGCUUCCUGGCCUGGUCGCACGCCGCAAUCUCUUCCACCCAGGACGACCCCACUACCGUCUUCCUCCUUCCGGGCAUCAUGAGCUCGCUUGCCGCCAUCUUCAAGGUAGGCGGGCGCGACAUCCUUCUCGAAGUCUCGGAUAGCGUAUGGGCGGACGCAUGCGCAGUUCUGCAAACGCCGUUCGCCGCCCGCAGUCCCUUGGUGCGCAUGCUAGCCGUGAAGCUCAUUCAGAGGAUCGGCCUCACGCACCUGCCGCCACGUGUCGCAACCUGGAGGUACCAGAGAGGCCAUCGGUCUCUACUCCAAAACAUGGACGCAAGCCUCCCUCAAGGUGCCACCGACGCGGGCUUGGAGGGAGGGAUCCCCCAACCGGACGCCGGCGCGCCUGCCGACGAGCCUGCCCCUGAGGACGACGAUCUGGACGUGCCUGACGUAAUCGAGGACGUCAUCGAGCACCUGCUGACGGGGCUCAAAGACAAGGAUACCGUCGUCCGAUGGUCCGCCGCAAAGGGCAUAGGCCGCGUCACCGGACGCCUGCCCGCGGAUUUUGCGGACGAGGUCGUGGGUUCCGUUGCGGAGCUGUUCCGCCCGGCUGAAGGCGACGGAGCGUGGCACGGCGCCUGCCUAGCGGUCGCCGAGCUGGCGCGCAGGGGCCUGCUGCUGCCUCAGCGGCUGUCGGAGGUCGUUCCGGCGAUCGUUCAGGCCCUGCACUACGACGUCCGCCGCGGCCCGCACAGCGUGGGCGCCCACGUGCGGGACGCGGCCGCGUACGUGUGCUGGGCGUUCGUGCGCGCGUACACGCCUGACGUCAUGGCCGCCCCGCUGCGCCAGCUGGCGCCCGCGCUGCUCACCGUCGCCUGCUAUGACCGGGAGGUCAACUGCCGCCGCGCAGCUGCGGCAGCGUUCCAAGAGGCGGUCGGCCGCCAGGGCAACUUCGCGCACGGGAUCGAGAUCGUGCAAAGGGCGGACUACUUUUCGUUAGGAACGCGGGCGCACGCCUACAAGCACGUGGCGCCCUUCGUGGCGCAGUUUGAGGAGUACCGGCAGCCGCUGAUCGACCACGUGAUGGCGACCAAGAUCAACCACUGGGAGAAGGCGCUCCGCGAGCUGGCGGCGGAAGCCCUCGCGCUUCUAGUUCCCCGCGAUCCCGCCCUUUUCACCCUCAAGAUUCUCCUACAGCUAGUUGCGUCCACGCUCUCGGCCGACCUGCCGCAAAGGCACGGGGCUACGCUGGCAGUCGGGGAGGUGCUGGUCGCGUUGAAGGCUGCUCACGUCGAGCUGACGUCAGAGAUGCAAGCGUCGGUUGGCGGUGUGGUUCCCGCAAUUGAGAAAGCGCGGCUGUACCGUGGCAAGGGCGGGGAGAUGAUGCGCGGCGCCGUGUGCCGGCUCAUCGAGCGAACCGCCCACGUGGGCCUGCCGCUGCCGAUCAAAACGCUCAAGCUGCUCGAGGGGUCGAUUCUGGACAACUUGCAGCACCCGACGCCGGAUAUUCAGGCCUCAGCCGCGUCCGCUCUGUCCGCUUUCGCCGCCGCCUACCUCCUCCCCUCCAAACCCGAGCGGGUUAACCGAACCACGCUCAAAUACGCUGCCAUCAUCCGGGACGACCCAAACCCCGCGGCCAAGCGCGGAUGCGCGCUCGCUCUCGGCGCCCUGCCCAAACCCUUACUAAAUCCCGUCUGGAAAGAGGUUCUGGACACGCUGUGUGGGGCGACCGUUCUGCAGGCGAACCCCGAGGAAAGGGACGCCGAGACGCGGGUUAACGCGGUUAGGGCGCUGGCAGUUGUGUGCGAAACCCUGGGGUUAGAGACGCGGGAAAACGGGUCGAUGCCUGUGAGUACAUCGGGGUCUCAAAACGAGUCAGGAACUCAGUCGGUGGCAGGAACGGUCAAUGGAAACCCUGAUGGCCAAAAACGAGAGACUUUGGCACUGGGGGAAAGUAGCACUCAAAGGGAAGACUCGGGUCUGCCAGUUGGUGUCGUGUCGGGCCAGGUUAUGGAGCAUCUUUUGGCAGCGUUGGACGAUUACGCAACUGACAACCGGGGUGACGUCGGGUCAUGGGUUCGGGAGGCAGCUAUGGAAUCAAUUGAGAAGGUGACGUAUCUUUUGUGCCACGUGGCGGCAUCAGAAACCUGCCACGUGGCAGGCGGAGAGGCUGUAAAAGAAAUAGACGAGAACGGCUUCAGUACGUCUGGUUCCGGGAAAGAGGUUAAAUGUAACGGGGACGCAUUCACACCGGAGUUAGCGGCGCGGGUUAUUGCCGGGUUAGCGAAACAGGCGGCCGAGAAGAUUGACCGGGUGAGGAACGUGGCGGGGAGCGUUCUGCAGCGACUAUUGGCCCGGAGCAAUCCACCGGUCGCUGCAAUUCCGCACGGGGGGGUUCUGCGGGGGAUCAUACCCGCAGACGCAGUCAUCAACUGGGCGGUCCCCAGCCAGACCUUUCCCCUCACUGUCCAGCUCCUCGCCUUCCGCCCCUUCCGCUCCGCUCUCCUGGCCGGACUCGUCAUUUCCGUGGGCGGACUGGCGGACUCUCUCGGAAAGGCGUCCGCAUCGGCGCUACUCGACUUCCUGCAGACACGUGGCAGCAUCCAGUUGGACGAAGCCGACAGGGGAGACUCGGGAGAGGAGUUGCUGAACGGUUUUGCGGACGCUUUCAAGGGCCUCUUCGAUUCGGACGCUGGUUUGGAUCGCGUUAUCGUUCCUGCGCUUAAGACUCUGGCCAUCCUUUUGGAGGAUCGAACGCUCCAGAAGCUGCAGCUCCCCGCCAAGCUCCACGCCCGGGGCAUCCUCGACUCAGUCGGAACAGAGCUCCGGGGUUGCAAAGACAUCCCCAAGCUGCUCGCCGGAGUCGACGUCCUGUGCAGCUUCGCCCGGUUGCCGGACCCCGACCGCUCGGCCGCUCUGCAACAGCUGCUGGGACUCCUCGGUAACCGAUACCCGAAGGUUCGAAUGCAAUGCGCGGAGAAGCUGUAUGACCUGCUUUACAUCGAAGACUUGACGAGAGCUGAAGAGAUUGCGGAGAGUCUUCCGGCUGGCCCGGAACAAGAAGCGUUGAGGUCUAGAAUAGCGGACUUAGAAGCGGCCUGCGACCUGCUUUUGGAAACCAAGUGGAGCUCUCCGGUAAACGAGAUCAAGGAUAAAAGAGACGGCUUGUUUUGUUUGUUGAAAGUGGAAAAGCCGGUAGCUGUGGUGGGGAGUGUAGCAGCAUCGGCCGGGGUUCGGAGGAAAGUGGAGGUAAAGUUUAGAGAUGAGAAUGAGACUUACGGAGCAUUGGUUGAUGACGCAGGGUACUAGGAAACGUUGUUGAUGAAAGAGUCUUUGCGCCUGCAAAUGAAUCAAAUUACAUGCA